AUUCAUGACGUCAUACACACGAAUUUUUGAUUUUUACCGGUACGAGGAGUCCCAGAGUUGAAGGAGCGCUGUCAAUAUGUCAAGUCUUGGGAAUAAGAUAGAUGAUGUGGAUCUGACUACAACUGGACUAAGGGAGAUAGGAUCCCAAGCUGUUUGGUCCCUCUCAUCAUGCAAGCCAGGAUUUGGAGUUGAUCAGCUCAGAGACAACUCAACCGAUACCUACUGGCAAUCAGAUGGAAUACAACCACACCUUGUCAACAUCCAGUUCCGUCGCAAAACAACUGUCCACAGCGUCGCCCUCUACGCAGACUUCAAAUCAGAUGAGAGCUACACACCAAACAAGAUCUCUGUCCGCGCUGGAAACAACUUCCAUGACCUCCAGGAAGUAGAGUUGCUUGAACUCGGUGAGCCGAGUGGUUGGAUCUCGAUCCGGCUGGCAGACUCGGACGGGAAACCCAUCAGGACAUUCAUGAUACAGAUCGCUGCCUUGUCGAACCAUCAGAAUGGCAGGGACACUCAUAUGAGGCAGAUCAGGGUGUAUGCUCCAAUGCAGAACACCACCAGGAACAACAGGCUGCCAUCUUUCUCAGGAGUAGACUGUUCUAUGUAUAGCACCAUCAGAUAAUGAAGAGCAUGGAGAGAAUCCAAUGAAGACUCAAGAAAACUGAAGAUCGUUCAUGAGACGAAUUGUGAUGGUGAUAAUCUCAACUAGAGAGUGAAAUCAGUGGAUGAAAGAUGAAUAUGCAACACUUUCAAAGCACAGGAUGGGUGAGCAGUUUGAACACAUGACAUUUGGCUACAGCCCAUGACUCCUAACAGCCUACUAGACUGAAAGGUCAUGAGACAGACAGGGAAAAUGAAAAGUGUGAACAUCACGUGAGAUUAUAACGAUAAGUGACUGAUGGUGAUAAUAACGACAUGUAGGGACAUUCAUGAUUCAAACUGCUCUUAUGGUGAUGUAUA
Messenger RNA from Strongylocentrotus purpuratus (purple sea urchin), 963 nucleotides. RefSeq names its product anaphase-promoting complex subunit 10 (gene anapc10). The record is from RefSeq and is a predicted model, not a curated record. Lineage: Eukaryota; Metazoa; Echinodermata; Echinoidea; Camarodonta; Strongylocentrotidae. The transcript is spliced from 3 exons. Gene Ontology annotation, biological process: anaphase-promoting complex-dependent catabolic process; protein K11-linked ubiquitination. Gene Ontology annotation, cellular component: anaphase-promoting complex. Bases 77 to 625 code for a protein of 182 amino acids.